AUGUCUAAUCAAUUUCCACAUUUCUCUGGGCCUGCUACGCCUGGCAGAAAAGGGAUCAAUGACUAUGCAGACAAUUAUACUAAGUUUGAGAAUCUAUCUACCACACCAGCUGGACCUCCACCGUCUUCAUCUGGAUCAUUUAGACUGUCAGGACCACCUCCAACAAACUUUGGCGACUCGUUAAUGAGCAUUGAGAGUCCCACUAAAGUAUCUUCAUUUUCCCAGCUAAGAACUCAAAGACCACUUAACUCUCGGCAGAUGCAAUUUUUAAGUCCAGAGAUUCGGAAUCAAAAGCAACCUCCAGAACUCUACUCCGUAGUUUCAGAUGGUAGCAGUGACGAAGCCCGCAAAGAAGACUACGUAAAGAAAAUCCAGGGCGAAGAUGACUUAUAUUCUAAUAGUGAGCAUGAUGGGCAUGAAUAUGAUGGUGAAGAGAACUUAAGUGGUUAUGGCUCUGAUUCUGGAAGCAGCCGGCAAACAGGAUCCCAGUGCGAAAAUCUCGAUUUAGCCCUCGCCGUAACAGGAAAUACAGAGCAACAAAUGGUGAUUGAAAACCCCCAAGCACAGCAAAUUUCAUCGCAAAAUAAUAUUGAAUUUGGAACCUCAAAAUAUGAAAAAAUAGCCCGAGAUAUUUAUUCUUGUAUGGAUGACUUAUCCGUUGACGAGCCUGAUGACCUUAUCCUUGCGACAGAAGCUAUUAUAUCAAGACUCUAUCAAGAAAAUUUCGAAGGUGAUGGUGUCCGUGCUGUGGUCGAAGAAAAGUUGUCUGUCUUAACUCAGGAACUCACAAAACUUUGGGACAACUACCACAAACAGAUCGCGAUUCAUCAUUCGGAAGAAUAUACUACAACCGUUGGGCCAGGACCGAAAUCAGCUAACUUUUCAAAAGCUAAUUUUCUGGCAAACCUGGCGCUGAAAAUCCAUCAUCCUGGAAAAGCCUCUUCCUCCUACACAGCCAAAGAAAUACCUAUUCCACAAACUCUUCUUGAAUGGAUGGAAUCUUAUCACAAUCCAUAUCCAAACCAGUACGAAGAAGUUCAAGCUCAUAAACCCUAUCCAGCCAACCACACUUUGUUUUGGGAUACAAUCUUUAAUUGUCUCAUUCGCGGGAAGGUUAUAGUAGUAACAAAUAUGAUAAAAAGUGCUGGUUGGAGACAUAUCAGUAAUGACUCCGAUAAACUACCAGAUAAUACAAGUUCUAUUAGAUAUUCUGAUACGACUCUGAGAAAUAUAGAGCAGGCUAUGCAUGCGGCCAUAGAAAUUCUUGUUAGCUGUCCAGCAACUCAUGGAGACUGGAACUCUCGAAAUAAGGAUUGGAAACUUUUCAGGCUCCGGACUUCACAAGCCUUAGAAGACUUAAAACACUUUACUCAAAGCGCUAAUCAAAUUUAUGAAGACAACAAAUACUCCAAGGCCAAUUCUACAUCAUACAGCCAAGCAGCCAAGAAAGCAGAGAGCUUAAUACCAUGGAACCUGCAGCAAAAUCUUGUCACCCUUUACCAACUAUUGAUGGGAGAUAUGAGUGUAAUAUUAGCAAACUCCCAGGACUGGUGCGAAGCAACUAUCGGUCUAGUUGCCUGGUGGGACGAAGAUAUCAAGAACCGCAAUAUGCCGACAGGUCAUUUUCAGGAACCACUCGAUGGCUUGCACCGACUAUCGAGUUCUGAUGCUUUUGAUAGGAAACUUCGCAUUUCUUUUGAAAUCGCUACUUCUGACUCAACAGAUUUACAGAUAGAUAGUGCAAAUCCAGUAGAGGUAGCGCUAGCCUCGCUAUUUGAGGGUGAUUCUGAAAGCGUGAUCGGAUUCUUACGGGGGUGGUCUGGGCCAGUGUCGUCCGCUGUCGCAGAAAUAGCUUCAUUCGCUGGAUGGCUACCACGAGGUGAAGAAAAGAGCUUGAUAAGUAUGGAAAGUCUGGAUCAAGAUGACCUUGAUCUACUCGGCAUCAACCCACCUUCAACGAAAAUUGAUGGACCCAAGGAUAGAACACUGAUUGCCUACGCUAACAGCUUAUCUCAACGGAAAGAGUUAAAAUAUUCCAUGGAACCUCCAGCCGUGAUGGAAAGCUGGGAAUUAUCAAUUUUAAUACUUGGAAGGUUAGACUCAACUGAACGUUCUGAAGAGAUACUUUGGGAACUUUUGCAAAGAUUCCCAUUACAGAAUUCAAGUACAGUCAAAAAGUUGUGGGUAUUGCUAAACAAUAUCAGUCUCCCGCGUCACGCUGAGAAAGUUGCACAAACUUAUGCCGACGAACUUGCAGAAAAGUCUCGGAAAUAUGGUGAAGCACUGUACUUCUAUGCCUUAGCACAUAUGAGUGAUAAGGUCAAAGAUGUUCUGGAUUUGUUAAUAUCUUACUCAUUAGUUCAAUCGCUAGCUUAUCCGCCAGAAGCAGAUGUAGAUGAUCAACUCAGAAGCUUCAUAAUCUCUCCACAAUCUACCCUCACAGAUAUUGCCGUACUAGAUAUUGAUGCUGCCAAACUUUUGCAAAAAUCACUUAGUGGGUAUGCUACUUUACGAAAGUUUUACGAUCUGCGCGAUGGGGAUGUAUACGUGUCAGCAGAGCAAUUAAAAUUGGGUCCCCUAGCUAGAAAGAGACAAGCUGCCAUUGCCCUAAUAACCGUAAUUAAUAGCUCUAGCGAUCAUAUCCGUGGUGGCUUAUACGAUCGUGAGUGUGGUGCCGUAGUUAACGUCGAUUUUCUCCUGGCACUUCUCGGUGAAAGUCUUAGAUUCGUCGGCCAAGAAGAUUUCAUCCUUACAGCACCUCAGAUAGAGGCUCUCCUUCGUGCAAUUGAAGAUUUAGAAACAGUCUCAUCGCGCGUAUAUGCCGCUUGUGCUGAAUUUCUACAAUCAGUCAUGGCCUCGAACCUAAAUUACCAAACAUCUAUGCCAGAUGACUCGAUAGAGGAUUCAAUUGGUAGCGAUGGUAGAAAUUUAAAGGCAUCCUUGCAAAAGAAUCAAUUACUUAUGAACUCCGAAUUGGCUGCUGAAGAUAGAGUGAAGAGAGGCUGGGACUGGCGCCAAGGUGUUUCAGCGAACACGACAGGAAAAGAAAUAUUAUGGAUUCUUAGGUUGGGUUUAGCGAAGGAUUUAGCUCGGGCAUGGUUGAUGGAAGUCGAUAAUAAAUGGUGA
This is a messenger RNA of Blumeria graminis f. sp. triticale, 3126 nucleotides long. The record is from the annotation of a GenBank genome assembly. Lineage: Eukaryota; Fungi; Ascomycota; Leotiomycetes; Helotiales; Erysiphaceae.